AUGUCUACCUUAACUACAUCGUCUAAACGGUCCUUAGAUGAUGCGUUAUCCUCUAAUCUACCCAUAAAUUCCACUAUUUCUAAUAACAUCAUUAGCUCAGAUAUUAUCGAUAAUAAUAAUAGUGGAAAUAAUGAUACAGUAACUACAACUACAAGGAGUAAAAAACCAGCUUCUAAGAAAUCUAAACAAUUGGAUCCAGAAGCAAGAUUGAAAAGAACUCAACAGAACAGAGCUGCUCAAAGAGCUUUCCGAGAAAGAAAAGAGAAAAAAAUGAGGGAGUUGGAGAAUAAAGUUAGCAAACUGACAGAAAUCCAAAAACAAAAUGAAAUAGAAUCAAAUUUCUUAAGAGAUCAAUUGAAUCUAUUAUUAUUAGAAUUGAAAAAGUAUAGGCCAACUACUGAUAAUGACUUAAAAGUUUUAAAUUAUUUAUCUCAACAUAAUAAUAAUAAUAAUAAUAAUAAUAAUAAUAAUAAUAAAGAUUCUGUUUUUUCUUCUUCUUCUUCGUCUCCUUCACCCCCUUCUCCUCAUCCAUCUAAAUCUACAAUAAAAACAUCAGAUAUUAAUAAUAAUAAUAAUAAUGAUGAUGAUAAUAAUAAUAAUAGUAGUAGUAGUGGUAGUAGUAAUAGUAGUAGUAAUAAUACCAUACCUACUGGUACUAUUACUGUUAAUACCCCUGAUAAUAGUAGUAGUUGGCUAGAUAAACUCUUAUCAGAUAAUGAUUUGUUUACUCAGCAGUUGUUCGAUAAUAAUAACAAUAACAAUAACAAUAGUAAUAGUAAUAAAUUAAAUAUUAGUAACAAUAAUUCACCUUCCCCAUUAUUCUUCUCAAAUAAAUACAACGAUAAUCAAAUCAUACCUCAUUCAACUAAAGUUAACCAUAGCAAUAACAUUAGUACUAAUAGUAAUAGUCCUAAUAAGGAUCCAUUGAGUUCUGAUGCUUUAUUAGAUUUCGAUAAUCAAUUUGAUGAACAAGUAGCCAAUUUCUGUGUUAAGAUGAAUCAAGCUUGUGGCACAAAGACUAAUCCAAUACCCAAAAAUAAAAGUUCAGCCUUUUCUGGUUCCUCAAUAUCCACUAAUACACCAUUCACAGAUAGUGUAAUCACUAAUUCACCAUUAUCUUCAACUUCCCUAUCAUUCGUUUCAACACCUUCCACAUUUUCUAACGCUAUGAUGAAUAAUAAUAUCAAUAAUAUCAAAACUAAUAAUGAUAUCACUGCAUCUGUACCCUUCCUGAAUUAUGCAAAGAACCUGGAUAUCAAUCCAUUCGAGAUUGAUACAAAUAAAAGUGUGGAUUCUCCACAGUUGACAGUUUGUUCAACAGAUACCUCAACAUCAAGUAAUCACCUUCAUAACACCUUCAACAGUACUAGCACUGAUGAUCAUAUCAAGGACAAAGACGGUAGGAGUACUUUUGAUUUGCAGUUUCUUUCCAAUGAUUUCGAGAUUCCGUUCAUUAAUGCAGAUUUAGCGUUCCCAAAUAUUAAUAACGACAAUGAAGUGUUUUUCAGAGACACUAAUCCAUUAAAGGGUACUAACACAAACAACAUACUAGACGAUUUUAUCGACGAAGAAGAAAAUGUCAUUUAUGAUAAUGGAAUUAAAAUUAAACAAAAAUUACCAACUACUCUAUUCAAUGAAGUUCCAUAUACUGUUCAAUUGGCAACUAGCAAUAACGUUUCGACAACCAUCAAAGAUGCUACUAAGAGUGAUAGUGUUGUUAAUGAUGAUAAUGAUGAUGAUGCAGAAGAUGGUGAUCCUCAAGUUGUACCAUCAAAGGAUGAUAAGAUGUUGAAGUGUUCAGAAAUUUGGGAUAGAAUUACUACUCAUCCUAAAUAUUCAGAAUUGGAUAUUGAUGGAUUAUGUGCCGAAUUAAUGGCAAAGGCUAAAUGUUCCGAUAGAGGUGUGGUUGUAGACGCUGAUAUUGUUCAAGAUGCUUUAACAAAACACAUGCAAUGA
Molecule: messenger RNA, 1956 nt
Organism: Arxiozyma heterogenica
Lineage: Eukaryota; Fungi; Ascomycota; Saccharomycetes; Saccharomycetales; Saccharomycetaceae
Gene: YAP1
Product: DNA-binding transcription factor YAP1
Exons: 1
Coding region: 1-1956 (651 amino acids)
Biological process (GO): regulation of DNA-templated transcription
Cellular component (GO): RNA polymerase II transcription regulator complex
Molecular function (GO): transcription cis-regulatory region binding; DNA-binding transcription activator activity, RNA polymerase II-specific
Source: RefSeq, a predicted model, not a curated record